AUGACGGCAACUCCCAAAGUCCCCUAUGCAGAACGAGCAGCAGAGCUCGAAAAGGAGAUCGAGCGAUUAGAAGCUGAGCUAAGCGGUGAGGAUCCUCAAGCCAUCAUCAACAGGCAUAUCCGCCGGCUUCAUCGCUACAAUGAGAUCAAAGAUGGGACGCAAUCACUCAUCGCAAAGUAUGCUGUGAUGACGAAUCAGACCGUCCGACAGGUUCACGAAGAGCUCGAACUCCCUCUCAAGGACUAG
Molecule: messenger RNA, 246 nt
Organism: Kockovaella imperatae
Lineage: Eukaryota; Fungi; Basidiomycota; Tremellomycetes; Tremellales; Cuniculitremaceae
Exons: 4
Coding region: 1-246 (81 amino acids)
Biological process (GO): double-strand break repair via homologous recombination
Cellular component (GO): Swi5-Swi2 complex; Swi5-Sfr1 complex
Source: RefSeq, a predicted model, not a curated record